Messenger RNA from Vigna angularis (adzuki bean), 2623 nucleotides. RefSeq lists its product as uncharacterized. The record is from RefSeq and is a predicted model, not a curated record. NCBI's taxonomy places the organism in Eukaryota, Viridiplantae, Streptophyta, Magnoliopsida, Fabales, Fabaceae. Bases 141 to 2432 code for a protein of 763 amino acids. The transcript has 4 exons.
AACGGCGUCCCAAUCCUUCUCUGUAUCGCACUUUCUUUCGUUUUCCGUUUCUCUCUAAGCUCUCUUUCUCUCUCUUUCUCUUUCUCUCUCUGUCUCCGUUGUCCUUCCUUCCCCUGACCCAACGACACCGUAUUGGGUACAUGGUGGUGAAGAUGAUGCGGUGGAGGCCGUGGCCGCCGCUGGUGUCGAAGAAGUACGAGGUUACGAUGGUGGUGAAGACCCUCACUCUCCAGGGAUGCGAUCUGGUGCGGCCCGGCGCAGAUAAGGGUCUGGUACUCCAGAUUAAGUGGAAGGGUCCCAAACUCACGCUUAGCUCGCUGCGUAGAAACGCCAUAGCCAGGAACUUCACCAGAGAGGCGCAACCUCAACCUGACGACGUCGUUUUCUGGGACGAGGAGUUUCACACGCUCUGCACCCUCUCUGCCUACAAAGACAAUGCCUUUCACCCCUGGGAAAUCGCUUUCUCUCUCUUCAAUGGUUUGAAUCAAAGGUCAAAGACUAAGGUUCCCGUGGUUGGAACUGCAACUUUGAAUCUGGCUGAAUUUGCAUCUGUGGUUGAUCAAAAGGAUUUUGAUUUAAACAUUCCUAUUACAGUUUCUGGUGGUGCUGCGGAGUCCUCUCCUUUACUUAGUAUAUCGAUUAGUUUGGUGGAAUUAAGAGCGGCUCAAGAGAGCACAGAAAUAGUUCAUAAAUCAAUAGUGCCCGUGCCUUCUUCACCCAUGGUUCAGCCAGGAGAAACUACCUUGGUUGAGAAAGAUGAGCUUUCGACCUUCAAAGCUGGUCUUCGGAAAGUGAAGAUUUUGACUGAGUUUGUGUCUGUUAGGAAGGCAAAGAAAGCUGGCCAUGAGGAGGAGGGAAGUGAGGGCAAUUUCUCUGGCAGGAGUGAGGAUGGUGAAUACAAUUACCCUUUUGACUCCGAUUCACUUGAUGAUUUCGAAGAGGGUGAGUCCGAUGAGGUUAAAGAGGAUUCCAGUGUGAGGAAGUCGUUUAGUUAUGGAAAACUGGCAUAUGCAAAUGCUGGAGGGGCGUUUUAUUCCAGCAUGAGGGUGAAUGGUGAGGACGAAGACUGGGUUUACUAUAGCAAUCACAGAUCGGAUGUUGGGAUUUCGCACAAAGACGAUUCCACCGUGUCAGCGACCGAGCCUUCUGUCUUGCAGAGCUCAAGGCGUAGUAUACUGCCUUGGAGGAAGAGGAAGCUGAGUUUCAGAUCUCCUAAAUCUAAGGGGGAGCCAUUGUUAAAGAAGGCUUAUGGUGAAGAAGGUGGUGAUGACAUUGAUUAUGAUCGCAGACAGCUUAGCUCUGAUGAAUCCCUUUCACUUGGGAAGACUGAAGAUGAUUCAGGUGCGAAUCGAUCAUCAGUAUCUGAAUUCGGGGAUGACAAUUUUGCUGUUGGGAGUUGGGAGCAGAAAGAAGUAUUGAGCCGUGAUGGCCACAUGAAACUUCAGACACAGGUCUUCUUUGCAUCAAUUGAUCAGCGUAGUGAACGUGCAGCAGGUGAGAGUGCAUGUACUGCUCUUGUUGCAGUAAUAGCUGAUUGGUUCCAAAACAAUCAUGAUCUUAUGCCCAUAAAGUCCCAAUUUGAUAGUCUUAUUCGAGAUGGCUCAUUGGAAUGGAGGAACUUAUGUGAAAACCAAACCUACAGGGAGCGAUUCCCUGACAAACAUUUUGAUCUUGAAACAGUCAUUCAAGCCAAAAUUCGUCCCCUUGCUGUGGUUCCCGGCAAAUCCUUUAUUGGAUUUUUUCAUCCAGAAGGAAUGGAUGAAGGCAGAUUUGAUUUUCUGCAUGGGGCCAUGUCCUUUGAUAACAUCUGGGAUGAGAUAAGUCGUGCUGGACAGGAGUGCACUAGUAAUGAUGAACCCCAGAUUUACAUUAUUAGCUGGAACGACCAUUUCUUCAUCCUCAAAGUUGAAGCUGAUGCUUACUGCAUAAUUGACACUUUGGGAGAGAGGCUUUAUGAAGGAUGCAAUCAGGCAUAUAUCUUGAAAUUUGACAGCAACACGGUCAUAUACAAGAUGCAAGAUGUUGCUCAAGGAUCAGGAGAAAAAACCGCCAAUGACCUGCAAACUGUUGCAGAAGUAUUAGAGCAGAAUGACAGGCAAAUCCAGCCAAUCAACGGUAAAGAGGUGGACUCUGUUGUGGAUACUGAAGAACAGGUGAAGAAUGACCAGGAAGAGGAGGUUGUGUGCCGAGGAAAGGAAGCAUGCAAAGAAUAUAUCAAAAGCUUCUUGGCUGCGAUCCCUAUUAGAGAAUUGCAAACAGAUGUCAAGAAAGGUUUAAUAUCAUCCACUCAAACACCAUUUCAUCAUAGGCUACAAAUUGAGUUUCACUACACUCAGUUUUUGCCGUCUUAUGUUGCACCUCCUGUGGCCGUAGCAGCAUCCAUGACUAUGCCAGAUACUCUUGCACUCGCUGUAACUGAGGUUGCCGCAUGAUUUUACUGUAUAUUGGACGGAACGCGGUUAUUCUAACUAGUCUUACUACUUUAAGAGUGUUUUCUGAUUUGAGUUUACAAAAAGGCCUUGUUUUGCUUCAUCUUUCUAAGGAAGAGUAUCUGUAAAUGACUCUGUAAUUUCCUCUCUCAUGUGAGCUCAAACUUUUUGCACCUAACCUGUAGUUUGCAAAA